AGAUACAGAGCAUACUGAUUUCUAAAAACAGAACAACCACAAACAUAAAGAAUCAAGAACCGGAAAAUGGUGAAGGUGAUGUGGGUUUCCGUUCUAGCUCUCGUGGCAGCGGUUCUCCUCGUGACGGUGGAAAAACUUCCGGUGGCCGAAGGAGUGACCUGCUCGGUGACGGAACUGUCUCCAUGUUUGGCGGCGUUUAUGUCAUCUUCGUCACCGUCGGCGUCGUGCUGCGCCAAGCUGAGAGAGCAGAAGCCAUGCCUUUGUGGGUACAUGAGGAACCCUAGCCUCCGCCAAUACGUUAGCUCCCCAAACGCAAAAAAAGUCUCCAACGAUUGCAAGGUUGCUUCCCCAAACUGUUAAUCAUGAUUAAUAAGUGACAAGUUUACCUGAUUAUGAGUGUUAAGUUACAAGUAAAAGUGGGUCUUGUCCUCUUUCACUAGUGUUUAAUAUAAUAAUGGGUGAUGAUGAUCAUCAUCAUCAUCAUCAUGCUUGAAUGAUAUGUAUGUUUCUGUCUUGUAAAACAUGAAAAAUAUAGAUUUUACCAAAACAAA
Raphanus sativus (radish) is the source of this 551-nucleotide messenger RNA. Its product is annotated as non-specific lipid-transfer protein 2. Gene Ontology annotation, biological process: lipid transport. The record is from RefSeq and is a predicted model, not a curated record. Bases 67 to 360 code for a protein of 97 amino acids. The transcript has a single exon. Lineage: Eukaryota; Viridiplantae; Streptophyta; Magnoliopsida; Brassicales; Brassicaceae.